AUGCCGGUCGCCUCUGAGACACCAUUCACCCUCGCAGUAUCCGACGAUGCGCUGGCGCUACUGCACAAAAAGCUCGCGAUGACACGCCUGCCCGACGAGCUUGACGAUGCCGGCUGGGACUACGGGGUGCCUCUGGCUCACGUUCGGCGCAUGGUCGAACGUUGGCAAAUCGGCUUCGAUUGGCGCGCGGCGGAGCGGGAGAUCAACGAGCUUCCUAUGUUCACGCGCCCUAUCGAAGUCGACGGGUUCGGCGCGCUCGGCUUGCACUAUGUGCACCAACGGAGCACGCGCCCGGACGCAAUCCCUUUGCUAUUCGUCCAUGGCUGGCCGGGAACCUUUCUGGAAGUCGAGAAGAUACUGCCACUGCUCACCGAGCCCGAGAACGCUAAUGCGCCGGCAUUCCAUGUGGUGGCGCCCAGCAUACCUGGCUAUGGCUUCAGCGAGGCGCCGCACAAGCCUGGCUUUCACCACUCGCAGAACGCGGAGAUAUGCCACAAGCUGAUGUUGGCGCUCGGGUACGACCAGUACGUGGCACAAGGCGGCGACCUCGGCCGGCGCGUCACGCAGAUUCUGGCGACAACAUACGCGCCCGCACAUGUCAAGGCAUGGCAUACCAACAUGCCCGCCCCGCAGGGUCCACCGCGCUUCCUUUCCGACCCGCUCGGAUACCUCAGCUACAUCACGACGCCCUUCACAUCUUCGGAGAAGGCUGGCUUUGCACGAGCGAAGUGGUUCAAGGAAACGGGGCGGGGAUACUACAUGAUGCAUGCGACGAAACCGCAGACGCUCGCGUACUCCCUGGCGGACUCGCCUGCAGGAUUGCUGGCUUGGAUAUACGAGAAGAUGGUGCUCUGGAGUGACGACUACGCGUGGGAUGAUGACGAAGUACUGAAGUGGAUAUCAGUCUACUGGUUCUCUCGUGCAGGACCGGCCGCCAGUACGCGCAUCUACUUCGAACGUCAAGUGGCCGAUCCUCUGUACCGUGCAGCGCCACCACCGGUAGCACCGCUAGGCAUCUCUCACUUCCCAAAGGAACUAUACCCUUUGCCAAGCUCGUGGUGUCGUACCAUUGGAAACGUCAUACACGAGGGCAAACAUGCUCGUGGGGGACACUUCGCAGCUCAUGAAUCGCCUGAGGCACUGGUUGGCGAUCUGCGCUCGAUGUUCGGACGGGGUGGGCCGGCGUAUGGUAUCGUGAUGAGCGCGAAUGGCUAUUGA
Peniophora sp. CBMAI 1063 is the source of this 1218-nucleotide messenger RNA. NCBI's taxonomy places the organism in Eukaryota, Fungi, Basidiomycota, Agaricomycetes, Russulales, Peniophoraceae. The record is from the annotation of a GenBank genome assembly.